Messenger RNA from Anopheles darlingi, 2078 nucleotides. Its product is annotated as dnaJ homolog subfamily C member 11. The coding region runs from base 200 to 1882 and encodes 560 amino acids. Gene Ontology annotation, biological process: cristae formation. The transcript has 6 exons. NCBI's taxonomy places the organism in Eukaryota, Metazoa, Arthropoda, Insecta, Diptera, Culicidae. The record is from RefSeq and is a predicted model, not a curated record.
AAGACGCGGCUAAAAGCACAUAAAACGGAUUCGUAAUCCUUUUACAAAGCCGGGGAAAGAAACCAAUCAAAGUGGCGAGGCAUUUUGAUCGGAAUAACUGCCCCUGAUUAUAGAAAACAGCUUGGAAUUCACCGUCCAAAAACAGUCCGUGGUGGCCACCCGCGGGAAAUAUUUAUAAAUCCGGUGUUUUUAGGCGAGCAUGGAUGAUAACGACGACCUGGAUUACGUGGAAGAGGACUACUAUGCUGCCUUGAAUGUUCCUCGGACGGCAACACAAGAGGAAAUCAGCAGAGCUUACCGGAACUUGAGUCGAAUUUUCCAUCCAGACAAACAUGGCAAUGGGGAGAACAAGCAGAAUGCCGAACUGAUGUUUAAUCGCACGAAAAAGGCAUACGAAGUGCUAUCCGAUGCGCACCAACGUGCCAUUUACGAUUCUCUGGGUGUUAAGGGCCUGGAAACGGAAGGCUGGGAAAUCGUGCAUCGCACGAAGACGCCUUCCGAGAUUCGAGAAGAGUACGAACGGUUAGCCCGGGAACGAGAAGAACGUCGAUUGCAACAGAAAACCAACCCGCGGGGCAACAUCUCCGUGAAUAUCAAUGCGACGGAUUUUUUUAGCCGGUACGAUGACGAGUACUACGAUAGUGGGCUACUGCCAACGAUCGAGGUGUCCGGCAUGAGCAUGUCCCAGUCGAUAGAAGCGCCACUGUCCAAUACGGAGAUCGCCACGCUUGCCGGUAGCUUGCACCUUCAGAAUGGGGUCGGUAGUGGAACGUUUCUGCUGUCCGGGAAAAGGCUUUUGAACAAGGGUUGGUUUGAGGUAGACUGUGGUGCUGGCAAUGGUCCAGUUUUGGGAGCAAAAGGAUCACGGAACCUUACAAACCGGAUAUUUCUGAGCGGUGGUACCACGUUUCACUUUCGGCCGAAUGCCAUCAUACCUGGUCUGUCGGGAACGAUGGCUGUCCAGCUGGAUAAGCACACUGUAGGCUAUUUAACGUAUAAUGCUGGUUUGCAAAAUUCAAUGUCUACAGUAAUGGAACGGAAUACUGAAAAGUAUCAUUACAAUCUGAACGCCACCCUUGGCAUUCCACAUUGCUACAUCGCUGCCACUUACACGAGAAAGCUUGUUGAACAAGGCCUAAGACUAAGAGUAGCAGUGAAGGGAGGUACAUUCGGGUUCCUGACAGAGUGUGGAGCAGAAAAGAAGGUAUCCAAGUACAGCUCAGUUUCGGCCACGGUCUGCGUAGGUGUUCCAUCGGGCGUUACGCUAAAAGUGAAGAUAAUACGCUCCACACAAACGUACCUUUUCCCAAUUCACUUGAGUGAAGAAAUCAUACCGGCGGCAGUAUUCUACGCUACCGUGACACCUCUUUUAACGUAUUUUGUGCUUAAAAAAAUGCUGUUCGAUCCGAUGAAUGAAGCAACGAAGCAGAAAAACAUCGAAAAGGUAAAGGAAACCAACAGUGCCCGAAUGGCUGAGAAGCGACGUGAGGCGGAAUCUGCCAUCGCGCUCAUGGGUGCACUGUAUGAGCGGAUUCGGAAGGAGGAGCAAAAGAUUGCCGGAUUAGUAAUAACCUCAGCUCUAUAUGGCAAAUUUGAGGACGCUGAAAAUGUGUCACUAGAAGAAUCGGAUGAAAUGGGUUUCAUCUAUCAAAAUCCGUUCAUAAUCGAUGUAAGGAUUCCACUUCAAUGCCUCGUUAAGGACUCACAGCUGACGCUGUACGCUUCUAGCAAGUGUGAAUUGCCUGGCUUCUACGAUCCUUGCUUUGGGGAAGAAAAGCAGCUCAAAAUUGACUAUGAAUUCCAGAGCAAUUCAUACAGCUCCGUGUUUGUCGACACAGAGGAAGUACAUUUACCGGUCGUGUCCUCCGAGUCAACGGUGUAGGAGGUCUAGUUCAGUCCAAAGAACGCAAAUGGUACUACAAGCAGAGCUUGUGCCAAUAGUAGGUGAAAUUAGUAGUAUGUUGGGUCGGUUGCCUGAAAUAAAUUCAAAAUGCAAAGUGCGUGCGCAUUGAAUUCCCAGGAUAUAGAGCAACGCUUGUAGCUUUUUUUAGUCCAUCUCGAGUGUUGGUCGCUUUAAG